AUGGGCAGCGCCUCCAAGCUGCUGUCCUCCCUCUUGCUCACCUCCUCCCCGCUCCGUCUCCGGCCCUCCGCCGCCGCCUCACCCCUCCCCUACAGCUCCAGCUCCGCCUCGUCAGCCCCACCGCUCCACGCCCCUUUCCCGGAAUGGUCCCGCCUGGUCGACCGCCUCGCGGCCGCCGGCUACGCCGCCCGCGCCCCCUCCCCCGCCGAUGAGCUCGCCGUCGCCUCCGGCAGCGGCCUGUCGGCCGAGGCGGAGUCCGCUGUGUCCUCCUGCCUGGCCUUCGCGCGCGACCGGCCCGACCUUCUCAGGUCGCUGCCAACGAUGGAUGUCGAGGUUGUGGUGUCUAACGUUGCACCGGCCCUGUUCAAGGGAGGUGAGGAAUCUGCGCAGCGGCUGCAGCAAUACCUUGCGGGUGAAGAGGACAAUGCAAUUCAAUCAGGCAGAGCGGAAACUGUGGACAUUGUUCGGUACUUGUUAAGUUACACAUACAGUUCGUCAAACAACUAUUUAGAAGACAAAGAACUCACUGAUUCAGCUGUCAGAAAUAUCUUGGCUGAGCUAGUUAAUUCUAGUGGACUUGCCCACACCUCCAGUUUCGUGGAGUCAACAGUUGAGAGUCAACCUGAGCGAUUCUCUAGGCAUCCAGGGCAAAAUGUUGAGAUGAAACGUGGUGACUGGAUUUGCACAAGAUGUAGCUUUAUGAACUUUGCAAGAAAUGCGAGGUGCCUUGAGUGCAAUGAGCAUCGGCCAAAGAAGAUGUUGACUGGCGGAGAGUGGGAAUGCCCUCAAUGUGCUUGCAAAAGACCAGCGACAACUGCAUCUGCUGGUACUGGUUUAGGCGGUGUAGCAGAGCUUCUUAGUGGAACUAAUGCUGGUAGAUCUGAAAUUGAGAGAAAACUCGCUGAAAGCGAUGAGAAGGCAGAAAGGUGGUUGAGCAAAGUAUCUCAACUUGACGAUUCUGCUGAUUUAAGUAGUCUGGCAACUGAUGAGGAUUUUCCUGAGAUUAUGCCUAUGAGGAAGGGAGUCAAUAAAUUUGUAGUUAGCACACGGAAGACACCAUUGGAGAGAAGAUUGGCAAGUGCACAGUACAGCAGUAACAAUAGCCCUCAAGCAACAGCAUCCGACUCCAAGAUUAGUCAAACUUUAGACAGGAUACUUGGGCGUUCGGCAUCUACUUCUGCCCCAAACAAUCAGUCUGAUAAUGGGGGUGUAAAUGCUGAGACUCCCAGGAAAUUAACAGGCCAUCUUGGUGAUAUCGACCCCGUUCCUUUUGUGCCAUUAUCUGCUGAUCUGUUUACCAAGCCACAGAAUGCAAAGAGUAAUGAACAGGCAGAUAGGGACUGUCAAAUAAAUAAGGAAACUGGUAGUUCCACACCCGAUAUCCCACAGGCCUCAACUGAGAGGAAAGAUGUUGAUAAAUCAUUAGAUACUGCUGAGAAAUGGUCCAAGAAAGUCGCAGAACUCGACAGUGUAAAUGACCUUUCAAGUGCUAUUUCUGAUGAAGACUUUCCUGAUAUUAUGCCAAUGAGGAAGGGUGAGAACCGGUUUGUUAUUAGUAAGAAAAAAGACCGCUCGCUGACAUCACCACAGUACCAGAGGCGCAGUGUGCUUGAGCAGGCUAACAAUUCCGAUUUCGUCCCAUUUGUUCCGUUUCCUCCUGAUUAUUUUGCCAAGAAAGAUGCGCCAUCGGAGAGUACUCCAGAUACGGGAAUAGUUUCAGAAAGUUCUCCAUCAGCUGAUAAGCUGCCAGAAACAAAUGCUCCAUCAAGACAUUUGGGAAAUAACCCAAACACCUCACAGGUGAUUGGCCCUCAGGGAAGUAGCAUCACGAGUAAUGAGAACUGGAAUAGGAAUUACUCUCAGCAGAGCUCGAGUCCAGGUAGUUAUACACGUGGUGGAAGCAGCAGCCAGCAGUAUCAACAGCAACCUUAUGAAAUGGGUGAUCGAUCUACUGGUACACCAAAUUCAGGCGCCUGGAACCCAAACUACUCCCAGGGGACGUCUACUGAUGUCAGAGGAGGAUCUAGCAACUAUCAGCGUCAACAGCAACCCCAUGAGGGCGGUGAUCGAUCUCGUGAAACUUCAAAUACUGGUGCUUUGAACACAAACCACUCCCCGGGGAGGUUUAAUGAUGUCAGAGGUGGAUCUAGCAACUAUCAGCAUCAACAGCAACCUCAUGAGGCGGGUGGUCGAUCUAGUGGAACUUCGAAUACUGGUGCUUGGAACACAAACUACUCCCAGUCCCACGGGAGGUUUAAUGAUGGCAGAGGUGGAUCUAACAACUAUCAUCAUCAACAGCAACCUCAUGAGGUGGGUGAUCGAUCUAGUGGAACUUCAAAUACUGGUGCUUGGAACACAAACUACUCCCAGUCCCAGGGGAGGUUUAAUGAUGGCAGGGGUGGAUCUAGCAACUAUCAGUAUCAGACACAACCUCAUCAGGCGGGUGGUCCAUCCAGUGGCUCUUCGAACACUCUGAACACAAACUACUCUCAGGGGAGCUUCAACGAGGGUCGAGAUACAUCUACCUACAAUCAGGGAAGCUAUCCCACACAACCGUCUUAUACGCCUGGCUAUAGUGAUCACAGCAACAGCAAUGCUUGGAGCAGCAACAACAACCAAAAUUGGAGUGGUUCACAUCCUGAUAGUAGGGUUUCUACUACUGGCAUUGGUUCCACUAACCCUAAUCAAGCAACAGGCUACUCAAGCUACGGAGGUGGAGGUUAUACUGGAAAGAGCUUAGAAGGCUCUGCUGUGAAGGACCCUGAUCCUCUGGACAUGUCCGAGGAAGCCAAGGCCGAGAGAUGGUUCAGGAGGGCAGCCCAGAUCAAGGACAUCUCCGAGCUCGCCAACAUUCCCGACGAGGACUUCCCUGAGAUAAUGCCGAUGAGGAAGGGUGUGAACAGAUUCGUGGUGAGCAAGAGAAAGACGCCGUUGGAGAGGAGGUUAACCUCUCCUCAGUACAGAAGGAACCUACCGGUUAUGUCGAUCAUAGCUUGGCAGGAGGACCCUCUGAUUUCUGGGUUUUUUUUUACACGAGGAGGCGUGGCCCAGAAAAGACAUAGCACGGGAAAUGAGAAAGCCUACAAGACCAAAAACCCGGUCGAGCAACAGUGGGCUCCGACCAGCAAACCCUACUCGAACGGCCCAUUAGCCCAACAACCCCACGCUCACCCCACCCCUCGCGAGGUAGGAGCUUGUGAAAGUUCUAAGGCUGAGAAGAUGGUUCUGAAGACCGAGCUCUGCCGUUUUAGCGGCCAGAAGAUUUACCCAGGGAAGGGUAUCAGGUUCAUUCGUUCGGAUUCGCAGGUUUUCCUCUUUGCCAACUCAAAAUGCAAGCGCUACUUCCACAACCGCCUCAAGCCUGCAAAGCUUUGCUGGACAGCAAUGUACAGGAAGCAGCACAAGAAGGACAUCCAUGCUGAGGCUGCCAAGAAGAGGCGCCGCACCACCAAGAAGCCGUACUCACGGUCGAUUGUUGGUGCCACUCUGGAAGUUAUCCAGAAGAAGAGGGCUGAGAAGCCUGAAGUCCGUGAUGCUGCCCGAGAAGCCGCUCUCCGUGAGAUCAAGGAGCGGAUCAAGAAGACCAAGGAUGAGAAGAAGGCCAAGAAGGCAGAGGUGACCAAGUCCCAGAAGUCACAGGGGGGCAAGGGCGCCGUGCAGAAGGGUUCCAAGGGCCCAAAGAUUGGCGGUGUUGCUGGUGCCGACGAGAGCUUAUGGGGUCCAAGCUGUCAGUGCGGUUACGAUCUGGUGUUGCAUCUUGGCAUGGCGGUGGCGAUGCUCUUGGAGUGCGGCGGUGAUGACUGGUGCGGAUUUGAGGAAGAUGGUGGAGAAUACGACCACCUAUUGAAGGGCGGGUUGGCGUUGACCCUGAAGCCGGCGUUGAAGAGGCUUGGACUCGUUCCUUAUCGGGCUAGAUCCAGAAGCCGGUGUUGA
Molecule: messenger RNA, 3933 nt
Organism: Triticum turgidum subsp. durum (durum wheat)
Lineage: Eukaryota; Viridiplantae; Streptophyta; Magnoliopsida; Poales; Poaceae
Source: the annotation of a GenBank genome assembly